AUGAGCAGCAACGCGACAAACUCAGCAGCAGGGCAAUCUCCAAAGUUGGAGAUUGCAAUCGCUGGCGGAGGCAUUGCGGGGCUGAUCACGGCCAUUGCCUUGAUCAAACACCCAGGCGUUAACAUCCAUGUGUAUGAGCGUGCCGAAGAGCUUCGAGAGAUCGGGGCCAGCAUCGCCCUCGGGCCUAAUGGGCUCAGUUCAUUGGAUAAGCUAGGGGUCAAGAACGCGUUUGACGACAAUAUUUUGUACCGUCAACGAUCUGGAUGGCCCAUGGUCUAUCGCCAUUGGAAAACGUCGGAGAUUAUUGGAUAUGAUGAACAUCGGAACGUCAAAGACAAGAGGUUCAUUACCACUAGGUACCACCGCGCACAUCUCCACAAAGCACUCUACGAGAAUCUUCCGAGUGAGAUAGUGCACUUUGGUAAGAAGUUGGUGAAUGUAAGCGCGGACCGAGACCAGGGGGUUACUUUAUCGUUCGAGGAUGGAACUACUGCCAAGGCAGACAUUUGUAUUGGGGCCGAUGGCAUUCACUCUACUGUCAGGAAAACAUUAGUCCCUGACCAUAAGAUUCACUGGACAGGGUGGGUUGCGCUGCGUGCGGUCUAUGAACAGUCUCGUCUGGAUGGUGUUGACUACCCUGAAGGCGCUGCUCACUGGGUGAGUUUACCUGCCGUUACUUGGACACAACCAAUAUAUUGCCAUGCUAACAGCAUUAUUUUGGUGAAGAUUGGACAUAAUAGACAUCUAUUUGUGUCGCCCCUAGGAAAGGGGCUGUAUACGGUUGUAGGAGGCUACCACGCCAACCUGGAAGACCCCAAGAGCCGAGGCCAUGGGGUUGGAUGGGAUGACCAAGGUGAUGUCGAACACUUCAAGUCUUUUUACAAGGACUGGCACCCAGCCAUCCGCUCCAUCACAGAGGCCGCGCCGUACAUUCGCCAAUUUCCGGGCUACGCGGCUGACCCCCUGGAGACUUGGUCAUUUCACGACCGAAUCGUCCUAGUCGGAGACGCCGCGCACGGGCACGGGGGUGCAUUUGCGGCGGGAGGGUCCCUCGCCAUCAAUGAUGCACAUGCAUUGUCCCUGGCUCUGUUCCAUGUCUGGCCGCCGUCAGCGUCUUCCAGGAAGCCAUCGGCAGCCGAGCUACACAGAGUCUUUGAAAUCUACCAAGCCACAAGAAAACCGCAGGUGGACAGGCUGCUCGAGUCGGUACACCAAUCUGUUGCUGGUCGAAGGGUCAAGACGGACAGCGGGAGUGAAGAAACCGACGAGCAGCUGCGCAAGAGGGUAAGCGAACGGAUGGAUCCGUACUGGGUUGCCGAGCAUGAUGUCGAGGCUGCGUUCGAGGCUGUGGUAGCCAAGGCGCCCAGCUCUGGGCACCAAGUGCUGGAAAACAAGCGGCCACAGUCACUUUUGUAG
Clonostachys solani is the source of this 1416-nucleotide messenger RNA. NCBI's taxonomy places the organism in Eukaryota, Fungi, Ascomycota, Sordariomycetes, Hypocreales, Bionectriaceae. The record is from the annotation of a GenBank genome assembly.